Phlebotomus papatasi is the source of this 666-nucleotide messenger RNA. RefSeq names its product U6 snRNA-associated Sm-like protein LSm1 (gene LSm1). Gene Ontology annotation, cellular component: P-body; Lsm1-7-Pat1 complex. Lineage: Eukaryota; Metazoa; Arthropoda; Insecta; Diptera; Psychodidae. Gene Ontology annotation, biological process: deadenylation-dependent decapping of nuclear-transcribed mRNA. The transcript has a single exon. The record is from RefSeq and is a predicted model, not a curated record. The coding region runs from base 220 to 615 and encodes 131 amino acids. Gene Ontology annotation, molecular function: RNA cap binding.
CCAUCGUUUGACACUGGAAAGCGUACGCAGCGCCACCACAUAGAAUGUUGUGAAUUUUUCUUGGUGUUUUUCCUGCACAAUUUUCCUGUAAAUCCCGCUUCUGGGUGAUUAUUUCUGCUCUUGAGGACUUUUACAUUAAUCCAGGAGAAAGUUGGUGGUAGAAAAAUUGUAUUUGGAACCGGAAUACCUGCAGCUUGGUGGACAUAACCUCAAUCUGGAAUGGACGGAACAGCCCAUUUGCUGGAGGAAGUGGACAAGAAGCUAAUGGUGCUACUGAGAGAUGGCCGGACACUGAUUGGUUACCUCCGGAGUGUUGAUCAAUUUGCAAAUCUUGUCCUGCAUCGCACCAUUGAGCGAAUUCAUGUCGGCAAUGAAUACGGUGACAUUCCGAGAGGUGUCUUCAUCAUCCGGGGAGAAAAUGUAGUUCUCCUGGGUGAGAUAGAUCGGGAAAAAGAGAACAAUCUUCCCCUGACUGAAGUGUCUGUGGAUGAUAUCCUCGAUGCACAGCGCAGGGAACAGGAACAGCGACACGAGAGGCACAAAGUCAUCUCCAAAGCCCUCAAGGAGCGUGGAUUCAAUCUCAAUGCUGAUCUUGUCCCUGAUGAUCUGUACUGAAGCCCUUUAAGUCCCAGAUAUGAUUAAAUCUUUUUUAUUAUCCCCAAAGUA